AUCCAUCUGGACGUCUUGAAAUUGCCUCGGCCUUUGUCUUUCUGAUCGUCUUUCCAGCUCGCUGAGAUACGUCGGGUACGGCCUACCCUCCCCUAGGAAGAGGAAAUGUCUACAGUCACUGCGACUCCAAGAAGGGCUGGUCAUGACUCCAGCAAUAUGGCCACCACCACUCCUCAAACAACGCGAGUAGCGACUUCUCACAUCAUCCAAUCGUCCCCGCACUACCAGACCACUCGGAGGCAUUCGCUAUACGGAACUGAGGAUAGGGUGGUCAUAGACCCCGGGUCGCGCAUAUGGAAGGUAGGGUUUAGUGGAGAGGGCAAACCAAGAGACGUCUUGACAGCCGGAGACAACGGCUCGUCACUCUGGACACUGAAUCGUGCGUCCAAACCUGCCGAGCGGGAAGAGGAGGAUAAGAUGCUGGAGGCAAGGUUGCAAAGUCGACUGCGUGCAGUAUUCCACGACUCACUCAUGACCGACCCGAAGUCGCGCAAAGUGAUAUUGGUGGAGCACCCGUUAAUGCCACUGCACAUCAAGGAUAUUGUUGCUCGAAUAUUGUUCGACAAUCUGCAGGUCCCGUCCAUCUCGUUUGCUUCAAGCCAUCUCCUCGCAUUGCUUGCAGCAGGCAGGAUUACAGGUCUCGUACUAGACUGCGGUCAUCUAGAGUCCACAGUCCUACCCAUAUUCUCCUCUAGACCAUUGUUCCCCCAGCUGCGUACAACCCCUCUCGCCGGUAUGCGCUUGUCAUCGCACAUCCGAGCACUACUCCUCCUCUUCGGUACCUACAUCCCGCCGUUGACUUCACUGAGCGGCGCCGCCAACAUCCCUGCCGCUACGCGCUCUAUGCGUGUACCCGACGAAGUGCUCGCAGGCCCGGUCAUAGAGGAGAUCAAGACACGCUGCUGCUUCGUAGGCGAGACUCUUGACCUGGCCGACAGCGGUGCCACCCGUGUCACGUCACCCUCGGGCGACGACUCGUUUGAGCACGACCUCCCUCCCUCCAGCGACCCUGCGUCGAUGUCCGAGUCUGAUUUCUCUCGCGUGUCCGCAUCUGAGAUGGAUAGCAACUACGCCGCGUCGUCAGGCUUCUCCGUAGUCUCGCGGUCACAAGUCCAUCCCGAUGGCCCGCGUCCUGGCGAGACUCACCUGCAGGCCCUCGCGGAGAUGUACAAGCGGCAUUCUACCGCGACGGACCUCCAUAUGCAUAUUGACCCGCCGAGAGACCAGCAAGCGGGGACUGGGAAGGGCACCCUCAUCAUACCAGGCUGGAUCAGGGAACGCGGGGCAGAAGUGCUCUUCGAGGGUGGUGAUGUCGAUGAGAGCAGUAUGGCUGAGGUUAUCCUCGACUCCCUGCUGAAGGUACCCGUUGACCUUCGCAAGACGCUUGCCUCUACCAUCCUGGUCGUCGGUGGCACGCCCAUGCUGCCAGGGUUCAUCCCUCGUCUCCAAGCAGAGCUCGUCCGCGCCAUCAACUCAUCCGCGCCAACGUCAACCCGUCCUCCAAGCCGCCCCGGGCGGCCGCGGCCGGCACCAUACGACCGCUAUGCCCCGCUCCGUCCAUUACUUCCCUACUUUGCUAUCCUGAACAAUCCGUCCCCACCCCCGCCGACAUCCGCGAGCUUCGUCACGAAUGCCGGCAAGGCACCCGCAUUCACACCUGCUACAAUGGCAUGGGUAGGAGGAUCUCUCGCUGGAGCGCUGAAGACCGGUGGUGUCGAGGUUGCAAGAGAGCGAUGGGACGAAGCGGACGCUCAGCCGGAAGACGAAGAUGAUGCUAUGGAGGGCACCGCCGACACCGCACCGUCAUCGAGGAACGUUUUGCCAGACUGGACGCGCACACCGCUCCCGGUCGGUGCACCCCCAGCUCCUCGGCCUCAGGCGGCCCCUAUAAUCGUCACGCCUCAGACUGAAGUUGGUGCAUGAUACUCAUGUUAUCGCUUGGGGUUGUGCUAUCGUUGUACAUUACUCGUUUGGUUUUCGGGUUGCUGCCAGGCAUAGCUGUCAAGUGUGAACGCAAAACAAUGCGAUGUGGUCUGAGACUGUCUCCAGUAUGCUACGAUGUUUAUCCUAGACGCUUCUGCAGUCCAUAUGCUAUAUACUACGGUCGAGGCUACAUGUUCUGAGGUCCGCUAGAUUAGG
Rhodofomes roseus is the source of this 2139-nucleotide messenger RNA. Its product is annotated as actin-domain-containing protein. The transcript has 6 exons. Gene Ontology annotation, biological process: microtubule-based movement. The record is from RefSeq and is a predicted model, not a curated record. The coding region runs from base 106 to 1923 and encodes 605 amino acids. NCBI's taxonomy places the organism in Eukaryota, Fungi, Basidiomycota, Agaricomycetes, Polyporales, Fomitopsidaceae.